UCGGCGCUAGCUUCGCCGCUAGUAACCUUUUACCAGCAAAGAGGGAAGUAACGUCUGAGGGAUUUAAGGAAAGGCAGUUGGAAAACAUUGUCAAAGAACUGAGUUGGCGCCUGAAUGACUGCUGGAAACUGUGUCUGUCCCCUGCAUUUGGAAGAAAUUCAACGCUAAUGAAAUGACCACGAGUGCGCGGAAGUUUCUGUUUAUUGAUGUGGUAGCUAGCUGGUUGGCCCUGUUAGCCUGUUAGCGAGAUGAUCAAUCAGGUCGACCUGACUUGCAGCGGACGAGCGACCCUUCCUCCUCAUCGGAUCUAGUUCAUCCUCUUCAUUAGUAAUGGGCCCCCUGUUCAGCUAGUACGACGCGUGAAAACUAUCAGCAGCCCUUUAACUAUGGGAGGAUGUGUCGGGAGAUACUGGGAAGGCUGGGAGGACACACAGAGCAGAGGCUCAUCCAGGAAUGGGGGACGAGGAGCCCGUAACGAGCCUCUGAAGAAAGAUCGUCCCAAGUGGAAGAGCGACUAUCCCAUGACGGAGGGCCAGCUGCGAAGUAAACGGGAUGAGUUCUGGGACACGGCCCCGGCCUUUGAGGGCCGUAAGGAGAUCUGGGACGCCCUGAAAGCUGCAGCUGUGGCUCUGGAGUGUAAUGAUCAUGAGCUAGCCCAGGCUAUAGUGGAUGGAGCCAGCAUCACACUGCCACAUGGUACUCUUGCAGAGUGCUAUGAUGAACUUGGGAACCGAUACCAGUUGCCCGUUUACUGCCUGGCUCCACCCAUCAACCUCAUCUCAGAACGCAGUGACGAGGAUCCCAGCGACAGCCCCGAACCACCUGUAGCUCCCAAGAAAGAGUUCCAGCUGAAGGUACGGCUCUCCACAGGCAAGGACCUUCGCCUCAGCGCCAGCAUGGCUGACACCAUCGGUCAGCUGAAGAAGCAGCUCCAGGCUCAGGAAGACAUCGACGCCACCCAUCAGCGCUGGUUCUUCUCUGGGAAGUUGCUGACGGACAAGACGCGGCUGCAGGACACUAAGAUCCAGAAGGACUUUGUCAUCCAGGUCAUUGUCAACCCACAGGCCCUUCAAAUCCCCAAACCAUCACCCACCAACACCACUGCCUCCUCCCCUGCUUCUGAAUAAUCAAUACCACAGAGUUUAGAGAGAGGGAAAGCACAGUGGGUUGUUUGGAGGGGGGGCGGACAUAAAAAGACCAGAGGUGCCUCCUUUUGCUGGAUAAAAAAACAGCUACUGUUACUGACAUGAAAUCAAACUACAAAGGUACGGAACUUUUCUGGAACGAAAACAUGAGGGAGAAACACAGAAAUGCUGCUUUCUUUCAUCUGCCACACCAUCUUUUUGGGGAAUCUGCUGGGUUUAUUUCGGUGAAUCCAGGCACCACACUAACUCUGUAGACAGCCGUCCUCUUUCUUUUUGAACCAUCUCCAACAGAGCAGAACUGAUCACGAAGGUGUGCAGCCUUUCAACCAUGUGCACAUCAUGCUGCACAUGCUGACUCUGUCUCUCACCUGUGUCUGCACUGAUGCUAAUUGAGUGCCAACGGAGAAAAUGCAGGUGUUUGUGUUGGUUCUGAAGCACAUUGCUACUAUGAUGCCCACAGGCUCUGCACAGAAACAGGAGGUGAAAGCAGAGAUACUGAGAUGUUUUCAUCUCUCUUUUUAUUGAGGAAUGAUGUAAAGUGAGCUUUUUUGCACAUUCAAAUAUUACUAUACUUUUGUGGUAGUUUGUGUGCCUUCUACAAGACAAAACAAAAAGGGUUUAUGUCCUGACGGAUGCUAGUUUUACUGCUAGGCUAAGACUUCUGUAUUUUUUCUAUUCAGGAACUUCUAGAUUGAUCUAAGCUGCCUUUUUUUAACGAUUUCGUGAAUCUUGCAGAGAUGAUAAUUUUUGUGUGGAUGCUUGUUUGUGUGUUUGUGUUGUGUGCCUGUGUGCGUGUCUGUGUUUGGGCAAAAGAAAUAGAUUUGGCCCAUAAUACAUUUCAGUUUGACGUAGCUUAUAAAGACAAGACUGUUCUUUGGUGAAUAAGUCAUAGCUCUACAUUCAAUCAUAUCAUAAUCUUUAGGGAAAUGCAAAAACAAUGGUAUUAAAAGCUGCAUUAUUGACCACUUUAGGACCCCCCACCACUAGGGGCUGCAGUGUAGCCCUUAAAAGAGUUGGUUAAGUUGUUACGGGCUGGUCGUCCUUUCCUCUCCAUUUAAAGAAUGUAAAUCCAGCCUUCACUCAUAUCUUUUGUCGAUGUGGUUCAGAAAAAUAUUUGACAUACUUGUUCAAAUGAUGUUUUCACCAGCGGACGGUUGGCUUCUGUUAAUCAACUACAUGUUUUUAUAUGUGAGACUGUGGAGAGCUGUUGGAUUUAUAAGGAGCGGUGAACCAAAAUAAUGAGCUUAGUGCAAGAAUGGGCAACGUUUCAAGCUUAUUAUGUUGGUGUUUUAUUAAAAAUAUCAUUUAAAUGAGCCUUUGAUAUGGUUGGGUCUACUUAUCCUCUGUAAAAACAAGUAUAUAACGUCUUCUGUGGCUCCAGAGGAACUUCGCAUAGCAUGAAAAGAUUACCUUUAUGCCAUAUUGAUGUCAAAAUAUGCAUUUGUGCAUACAGAGGAGAAAGACUGGAGUCUUUAGCAGACAUGGGGCCUCUUCCUUAGGAUUCUAUUGCACUGCAUUUUAGGAAAUGUAGGAGCCAUUUGUGCAACUUGUCCUGUUGUCGGGAUUAUUAUUCAGGUCUCUGCAGAAUCUCCUUUCACCAUUCUUGUUUUAGCUGAUUUCACAUGAGUUAUCCACCUUUUUAAAAGUGAAAUACAUUGAUUAGGGAUUCACCCAUAUUGGUUUUUCAGGGCAGUCAUUGCUUAUUGAUACCUCAUAAGACCAGUAACCAAUAUUUGGAGCUGUAAUGCAAGCAAAAUGUCCAAUGUAAUGAAUGUAAAAAUCAGCAGUUCAGGACCAUUUCUGUUAACAUGAGUAAUGGGGACACAGCAGCAGUAGGAAAACUGGAGGUGAUGCCAUAUACUCACAGUGUCAGUGGCACCCAGGCCUCAGUACUGAUUGGCUAGCAUUAGUUUGACGUUAAGCCAGUCAGAUUGUGUUGUAGGUGGGACAAUAGGUCAAGCAUAAACAAAUCCAGAGGGGAAGACACACCUCACAGCAGAACCAAGUUUUGGUAAUCGGUAUAAUAAAAUGCCAGUCCAGUAAUGCCUCAUAUCAGCCCUGAUAAUUGGCCUGCUCAUUAGGGCUGGGUAUUUUCUGCAGCCUCAUGAUAUAAUAAGUUUCACGAUACAGAGGCCAUGAUACGAUGCUCGUGAUACAAGUUGAUUUGGGAUAUGUGACGUAAUAAACAUGUGUUACACAGAUUUCACCACAGCUGCUCUUUUUUGUUGCAGAGGAUAACUGAAGUGGUAUAGUUUCAUGGCUCUUGUACUUUAAAAAACUUAAAUUGAGAUCCUCAGUGAUCCAAGUAAAUUCAAACUGUCUAUUUCUAAUCAUUUACUUAUUAAUAUAUAAGCAAAUACAGUAAUAUAUAACUUUUUAAAUCUAAUUUAUCCCUCUCUGUUGUCUCUCUUGCUUUUGCUUUUCAUACUCACACUGGUUUUACUUUAGUAUAAGCCCCCAUGUAUUUGUAAGAAUGACUUUUUGCUUUACUUUUGAAUAAAACAGCACCACAGUUUCUGUGCAGUUCAGAGGAGUGAGAAUUAAAUAGCGUUGCUAACAGUGCCUGAAGCAGCAGUUUUGUGUUGCAGUGUUUUGCCGUGUUUUUGGACCGUUUGCAUGACUCACAUCCAACUCCUGACUUUUGCGGUCUUUGAAUGAACCUAGUAUCUUUGCUUUUAGUCUUGCUGGCAGUGGAUAAAAACUAUAGUCCAUGUUACCCAGUGUGAGUAUCACCCCUAAUGCGUUUCGAUGGAGUGAGGUGUGUGCAUGCAUUUUCACAGCUGCUGCCAUCUGCUGGCUUUCUGUUAACUGCACCCUGGGGCAUGUCUUUGUUUAAACUGCUGUCACAGCAUUUACAGGCAUAUCGGUUAUGUGAAAUCUGAAUCAAUACAUGGCGCAUGUGAAGAUAUGUUGCCAGAUUGAUUUUUUUUAGUGCAGGCAUACUGGCCAAUGACUGGUUGACCCCUAACUUUGAUACUUGAGAGCCCCCCUAAAGCUCCAGACGGGAUCUUAAAUUUUGCAAAUAUCCAAUCCUGCUUUUAUUUUAGCUGCAGUAUGCAUGAACCUCUGACAAUCUUUGCCUUUGACAAACGAAAGUAAGUCAGUGAAUGCUGUUAAACCCAUCUGACUUCUACUAUUUUUUUUAUAAAUGAAGAAGAGCCUCCAGUUGGUCACCAACAACAGCAGCUCCUAGAGGACUGUAACAUGUCAGCGACAGGAAAUUACCUUGAAAUAUUGCUGCCUGAAGUUCCCAGACAGUCUGAGUGUCAGAAACACAUUAAAACACUGAAGAUGAAUUUACACAGCACCUCAAAUUGCAGAGUAAAAAUAUUCCCCUCAGUCAUGACGGAUCAUAUUUUCGUCCUAGUAUAGAAAUCCCACAGCUACAUUUGGCUCCUCGCUCUCAUGAAUCAUUUGGACAUGUAAGAAGUCAUACCCUGAGACGACGAAUUGAAGUUUUCAAUCAGACCAAAUGCAUGUUUGAACAGUUAGACCACAGUCCUCAUGUAUGGAAAGAAAGCCUGUAAUAAGUCUGGCCAUUUUAUCAGUAAUACAAUAUCUUACUGGGAACUAUAACCACUGUUGAUUUUACCUCUCACUUUUACGACUGCACAUACGGAUGGCUCACAUUCUUGGUUUAUAUUUCUAGUAUAAGCCACUAAAUUUGUGGUUUUUCAUAAAUCCAAAAGAAAAUUUAACUUAAAAGACAGACUUUUUGACCUACAUACUGAUAACCAGUAACAUCCCUGCCAUCCUCGGCUGGGCUCUGCAAUUUCUUUUGAACCCUCUGAACCCCCCUGGAUCGCUGACGAUCCCAAAUAGUGCCUAUCGCAAACGGCAAUAUCUCAGGAACCAUAAGACGGAUCUCUAUGGAGCAAAUCAUGAUCUUAAGCUUACCUUUUUGCCAGUCUAUAGAGAGCCUCUGGUGUUUAUAUCCCUUCCAGAACAUUUUAAGUCCAGGUGAAAAGCAGUGUUUUUUCAGAAUUUUGAUACUACAAAACCUUGCUAAAGCCAUGAUAACAUGAUUAUCACAUUUUUUUUGAUGAAAAACAAAAUGUAAAUUGGUUUUACAGUUUGCAGUGUCUAUUGUGCAUUUGUCAGCAAGUUAUUUUUCUCCUGAUAGACAAGUUUGUAGGAACUAAAUGCAGAUUUGAAAGGGUUAGUCAGUUUUGAUCAUAUUUACUUUUACAUUCAUUGAUAUGACUUCUUUGCUGCACACAUAUUCUGGUAAUCUCAGUUGCCCUGAAAAAAUGGUUUUCUUUGACUUGAUUGUGCUUAAAGGGGUUGAGAUUCUCCAGACCUCUAUAAAAACAGCAAAAAACUGGCUUUGAGUUCCUAGUGCUAAUACUAAAAGCCAUAUUGAACAAGCUCUGACUGAUCUUAGUUUGGUCAGGAACACUCUUGUAAUCAUUUUUUUUUGCAAACUGGACAGAGAAGGCUUUGCUUGGCAGAGAAGGCUCUGCUCAGAAAGAUGCUCCCUUGGUUAGUCAAGCAGCCUGCUUUGACUUCUCAGGUAGCGCAUGGCUAGAAACCUCCAUAUACAGUACUGUGCAGAAGUUUUAGGCAUGUAGAGCGCUAACGGUUCUUCACAGGUCCUGAUGUUCCACAACCCCGGGCUAAAGAGAGGAGGGAGGGCGGUCAG
Molecule: messenger RNA, 5787 nt
Organism: Cheilinus undulatus (humphead wrasse)
Lineage: Eukaryota; Metazoa; Chordata; Actinopteri; Labriformes; Labridae
Gene: ubtd1b
Product: ubiquitin domain containing 1b
Exons: 5
Coding region: 387-1127 (246 amino acids)
Molecular function (GO): protein binding
Source: RefSeq, a predicted model, not a curated record